Perca fluviatilis (European perch) is the source of this 2047-nucleotide messenger RNA. It is a transcript of the gene aurka, whose product is annotated as aurora kinase A. The transcript is spliced from 9 exons. The record is from RefSeq and is a predicted model, not a curated record. NCBI's taxonomy places the organism in Eukaryota, Metazoa, Chordata, Actinopteri, Perciformes, Percidae. Gene Ontology annotation, biological process: regulation of cytokinesis; protein phosphorylation; mitotic spindle organization. Gene Ontology annotation, cellular component: chromosome passenger complex; spindle pole centrosome; spindle microtubule. The coding region runs from base 326 to 1600 and encodes 424 amino acids. Gene Ontology annotation, molecular function: protein kinase activity; ATP binding.
AGAGGGACGUUUGAAAUCAAACAAGCAGUGUUUGGGGAAGUGUUAGUCACCUACAUUUGAAGUUGAAUACGUAUAACUUUAUAGUUUGAGUCGUGUUUAUCUGAUAUUAUCCGCACAACAUUGAACCGGCUUUUAAAGGAGUCUCCUGUUAACGUUACGCUGAAUAUUUAUGUAACGUUUGCCACAAAUAACAAUUCACCGAAGUAACUUUAACCACUAACGUUAGCUAGCGAGGGUGAAGCUUCCUGCUUGAGAGCUAACGGGGACGUUGCUCUCGGUCGUUGUACAAUAGCAUAUUUAGCAAACUCACUAAUUCUUCCAGAAAAUGGAGUCUUCUGCCAGGUUUAAGCUGACAAAGGACAUGAAAAUUCCAAGGCCCGAAGUGAAGACAAACGGUGAUGGGCCUAAGCGGGUUCCAGUGUCACAGCAGUCACAGAUUGCUGUAGUUACACCAACUCCACAUCAUCGGGUUCUAGGUGUGUCAAAUGGACCUCAGCGCAUUCAACGGCCUAUGAGCCACCAGAAACCAGCAUCCCAUACCUCUGUUGCUAUCAAGUCCACACACCCCGCUAAUCAGAAUGUGAACCCUUCUACUCAUGAUUCACCGCAGCCCAAACGUGUUUCACAACAAAACCAACCAAAAACGCAUGACGUGCGCAAGGUUAACCUGGAGCCGGCCAAAGCACCAACAGAACCGGCAAAGCUGGAGAAGCCCCAAAACAAGCCUGCUGUGAAGGAUUCUGCCAACACCUCUUCAUCAAACAAGCGGUGGAGCCUGGAGAACUUUGACAUUGGCCGUCCCCUAGGAAAGGGUAAAUUUGGCAAUGUCUACAUGGCCAGAGAGCGACAAAGUAGGUUCAUCUUGGCCCUGAAGGUGCUCUUCAAGAAGCAGCUAGAGAAGGCCGGGGUGGAGCACCAACUGAGGAGGGAAGUGGAGAUCCAAUCUCACCUCAGGCACCCGAAUAUCUUGCGCCUCUACGGUUACUUCCAUGAUGCGUCUCGUGUGUAUCUUAUCCUGGAGUUUGCACCCAAGGGGGAACUGUACAGUGAACUGCAGCGCUGUGGAUGUUUUGAUGAGGCCAGAAGUGCCACAUACAUCAUGGAGCUGGCAGAUGCCCUCAACUAUUGCCACUCCAAGAAGGUGAUCCACAGGGACAUCAAACCAGAGAACCUGUUACUUGGGGCCAACGGGGAGCUGAAGAUUGCCGAUUUUGGGUGGUCUGUUCACACACCCUCCUCCAGGAGAUCCACGCUGUGUGGAACACUGGACUACUUGCCUCCUGAGAUGAUUGAGGGGAAAACUCAUGAUGAGAAGGUGGACCUGUGGAGUCUGGGUGUCCUUUGCUACGAGUUCCUGGUUGGAAGUCCCCCCUUUGAAACGAAAAGUCAUGAGGAGACCUACCGCAAAAUAUCAAGGGUGGAGUACACUUACCCUGCACAGUCCACUAUUAGUGCGGGAGCCAAAGACUUGGUUGCCAGGCUGCUGAAGCACAACCCCAUGCACAGACUGUCCAUCCAGGGAGUCCUGUCCCACCCCUGGUUGGUUGAGAGCGCCACCAAGAAACCCACUACCCUGAACAAGCAAGAAUCCCCCCAGUGAGCCACUUUGUUCCCCUCCACCCAACACCUGAGGUCUGUACGUGCGAGGGCGGAGUAGUGCGGAACACAUGCUGUACAAAGUGUGAAACGUGAACACCAGUGUGCAACUGUUUAUCAGAAGCUGCUUGUCUCACUAUAUUGACUACAAAAUCACUGCAUGUGGAUGUUUAGGUCUGCAGGCAUCUUAAGCCACUUUGUGGUUGUUGUGUUUUUGUUUUUUUAUCUUCUUAUCCUUUUCUUUUCUUAACAGUGGCAUUCUAUUGCCUGUAAAUAUUUCACUGUUUUUGUGUAAUUAUGAGAAUUUUAUUGACCUUUUCAAAAAUGGUAUUACUUGAAAUAAAAGAAGAGAACUAACUUUCGUGGAUAUAUAUAUCUUGGGAAAUUAAGCAGUGUGUAUAUAUAUUUAAGUAUGUUUGUCUUAUGUGCAUUUCAAGCUCUUGUAAAUUGU